AUGGCGACUGGAUAUUCACAGGAAAAAAAGAGCUGGGAGGAGAUCACAAAGGAGCUCUGGAGUGGAGACUGGCCCUGUGACACAUUUGAAGAACUCACUCUGGAAGAAAAAACACGAGAGUGCGCAGAAAGAUCUUCAUUUGAAAUGAAAAUAGGCCAGGAAGUAUCUCAUGAAGACAAGCAGGAGAACAAGUCUGAAAUUCUAGUAAUCAAUCAUCUGGAAGUGUUCAGCCAAGGUGUGGUCCAUGCAUCUCAAAGGCUGAAAAACUGUAUUGGAUUUGUAGAUCCUCAGAGCAAUGUCCAAUCUGCCUCUGCCACACACACACACACACACACACAGAACAAGAUCUUUUUGAUCAACUUCAUCAGCCUCUGUGUUGAAAAGGGAGUGGAGGAGCAUAUCAGUACAACCAGCAAAAUGACCAAGCAGCAAGCCUCGCUGUUUGGGGUGGUUUGGAUCUGGACUGACAAGCAAAUCAAACUUCAGCUUGCUGUGCUGCCCUUACAGACGGCUGAGCUUUUCCAUGAAAGUGGACUGGUUGCCGUGUUUCAUGAGGGCGGCAGGGAAGCCAUGCUGGCAGAUGAACUUUUCCAAAACAAAAGCAGAUUUGAGAGGCUGGCUGAGUUCUGCCACCUGUUGGUGUUCUGCCUGGGCUUGUUCAUCGUGUUUGGUGUGCCAGGAAACCCUAAGGACAUCCACAAUAUGCUAGACAGCACUGCCAAGAAGCAAAAGUGGUGCCUGUCAGGCAAGAAUGCUCUAAGGCAAUUUUUCACGAGUACUCACAGCUUCCUGCCCACAAGAGACAUGCUAGAAAAUGGCCUCUGCAAAAAAAAAAAAAAAAUGGACUGCAUGAGGCAGACAAUGAUGUGUAUAUAA
This is a messenger RNA of Struthio camelus australis, 876 nucleotides long. The record is from RefSeq and is a predicted model, not a curated record. Lineage: Eukaryota; Metazoa; Chordata; Aves; Struthioniformes; Struthionidae.